CCUCCUUCCACCCCCGCUGUACACGAUGGAGAGCAAGGUGCUGGUAGUAGGUGCAGGGCUCGCAGGCCUCAGUGCUGCCCGUGAGCUAUCGCAUCGCGGCUAUGACGUGAUAGUUUUAGAAGCAACAUCCAGAGUGGGUGGGCGCCUUCUCUCUGCCAAAGUGGCCGAAACAGGAGGAACGGCCAUUGACCUUGGCGCGGCGUUUAUCCAUGGGAUCGAAGACAACCCAGUGGCGGCGCUUGCGCAAGAGCUCGGCCUCACCCUGGUGCCUAUGGACGAUUGUACGCUGUUGGGCAACGACGGUAAACCCGUUCCGGAAGCCAUGGACCAACGCAUCCAGAGGCUUUGGAACCGGGUAUUGGACGAAUGCGCUGAGAAACAAAAAAACGGCAACAAUAACAACAACAACAACAACAGCAACAACACCCUUCCCCCUUCCGGUAUGGGGUCGGUGGGUGACGAUUCGCGCGGCGAGACAAGCGAAGAAUCACAUGGCGAGGGCAGCAGUGGCGCGGAAAGCGAGCCGGUGGAGCACGAGGGUACGAACAGAGACCACGCGCAAGCGCCUGAUGAAGAUGGCACACACAAGGCGGUACCGAUAGAUGCAGCUCAAGAGUCGAAAGGGCCAGUCGGUAAUGGGAGGGCGGGUGGAUCGGUGGGUAAGGUGGUGCUGCAGAGACCUGCACAUGGCACGGACUCCACGGCGCCGGCAAGCCUCGGCAAGGUGCUGGAAGAAACUGCUCGCGUGCACCUCGCCAGCUUCUCCAAGUCGGAAAUGGAGGUGUGGGAUUGGCACCGGGGAAACUUGGAGAUUUCGUGUGGCGCGGACCUCAAUGAGCUAGACCACCUUCACUGGAAUCAGGACGACGAGUACGAUUUCGACGGGGACCAUGUGAUCAUCAAGGAGGGGUACGCGGCGCUUUCGUCGAGAGUUGCGGCGACGCUCGACAUCCGGCUCAACACCGAAGUGAAGAUGAUUCGCCUAGACGACGCCCAGUCGAACGUGGAGGUGAUGGUUAAAAGCGAAGGAAAGGACACGACGCUCCGAGCCGGCUACGUUGUCGUUACACUGCCUCUGGGUGUGCUGAAGGCACGGCUGGUGAGUGGAACAGUCACCCUUCGGCAACCCUGA
Molecule: messenger RNA, 1132 nt
Organism: Ectocarpus sp. CCAP 1310/34
Lineage: Eukaryota; Phaeophyceae; Ectocarpales; Ectocarpaceae
Source: the annotation of a GenBank genome assembly